AUGCUCGCACCCUUCAUAUUACUGGCAUCGGCGCCACUGGGCGUACUGGCCGCCGACAUCCUCAAGACUAAUGGCUUCAGCUCGUGUCUGGAUGGGCAGGGAGAUAUCAAGGUCAAUAAGCUCAACAUCGAAUUCGACCGCUCUACCAAGAAGGUCACGUUUGACGUAUCUGGCACCAACGAGGUCGAGCAGAAGGUCAUGGCAACACUCACUGUAAACGCAUACGGUCGAGAGUUGUACAACAAAGAGUUCGACCCUUGCUCCGGCGAGUACAAGGUCGACCAGCUAUGUCCAGUUCCCAAGGGUACCUUUGGUGCACAGGGCGAGCAGAGCAUUCCCGAUAGCAUCAUGUCGCAGAUCCCCAGCAUCGCCUUCAACAUACCCGAUAUCGACAGUCAAGCCAGGUUGCAACUCAAGGCCAUAGACGGAGGCAAGGACCUAGCUUGUAUCACCUCACAAGUCAGCAAUGGACAGUCGCUGUCAACUGCCGGGGUGCAAUACAUUGCCGCUGGAAUUGCUGGAGCGGCCUUGGCUGUUACUGGACUGGCUUCGCUCGCCGGUGCUGGACACGCUGGUGCGGCACAGUCCAGUCCUACCUUUGGCGACGUUAUCGGAUGGUUCCAGGCCAUGGCUUUGAACGGCAUGAUGAGCGCCGACGUUCCCGGUGUAUACCGAAGCUGGUCCCAGAACUUUGCCUUCAGUACCGGUCUUAUCUACUGGGAGGGCAUGCAGCACUCCAUCGACAACUUCCGUGCGAGCACUGGCGGCAAUCUUACGCAGAGCAGCGUCGAAUUCCUCAAGAAUGCUACCCUCGUACACGUGGACCAGAACUCGACCUUGACCAAGCGCAGCUUCGACCUUCUGUUUUCUCGCGAUGUUCUGUUUGCUCGCGACGAACUGAACACGGACAUCAACGGCAACGGUACUGCCGAGGAGGGUGGCGACAACAAGGUCAUCGUCUACGCAAAGGACAUGCAGGGCUUUAUCCAAGAGUACACAAUUCCUGACCGUAACGCCUUCAUGACUGUUUUGCUCAUCUUCGCCAUCAUCGUCGCCGCCAUUACCGUUGGUAUCCUUCUCCUGAAGGUCAUCCUGGAAACCUGGGCCCUGUUCGGCAGCUUCCCGAAGCGCCUGACCAGCUUCCGUAAGCGAUACUGGUGGACUCUGGCUAAGACUAUCACCAACUUGAUCCUUCUACUAUACGGUAUUUGGGUUCUCUACUGUGUCUACCAGUUCAAGAACGGAGACUCAUGGGCUGUAAAGACACUUGCUGGUGUAACCCUAGCGGCAUUCACUGGAGUCCUGGCUUUCUUCACCUGGAAGAUCUGGAGCACCGCCGACAAGUUCAAGAAGAUGGAGGGCAAGCCUGACGCUCUUUACGAGGACAAGGAGAUCUGGCGCAAGUACAGCAUGUUCUACGAGAACUACAAGAAGAGCUACUGGUGGAUCUUUGUCCCCGCUAUUGUCUUCCUGUUUGCUCGUGGCUGUGUUAUCGCUGGAGCAGACGGCCACGGUCUCGCACAGGCUGCCGGUCAACUCAUCGUUGAAUCCCUUCUCCUUAUCAUGCUUCUCUGGGCACGCCCAUACACCCUCAAGUCCAGUACCUGGAUCAACAUUACCAUCUCGGUCGUUCGUGUCUUGUCUGUUGUCUGCAUCUUGGUCUUCGUCGAAGAAUUGGGUAUGAGCCAAACAACCAAGACCGUCACCGGUCUUGUGCUUGUUGUCGUGCAAGCUUCGCUCACUGGUGUUCUUGCUAUUCUCAUCGCCGUCAACGCCAUCAUUAUCUGCUGCAAGGAGAACCCUCACCGCAAGAAGAGAAAGGCAGCUGAGAAAGCCCGCGAUCUCGACAACCUUACCCCUCUCGAUGCACGCAACUCGCUUCUCAUGGACCCCCAAGAGUACAAGCGCACCUCGCUUCCUUCACCAUUCGGUCCCCGCACCGCCGGCUAUGACCGCGUUCCUCUCGCCGACCAAAACACUGCCUACAAUGGUCCUGGUGGUCGCUCUUUCGGAGAUGACCAAGGACAUCUUCUUGCCGAUGCUUCCACUUUCGGCCGCACAGCAACGCAUGAGCGAAGCAUAAGCCGUGACAGCAGCCCAGGACCCGACCCGGGCGCUGGCUACCACCAACCACCCGGCUACGUCUCCAACGCCCCAUGGCAACCUCAACAACCACGAGGUAACAAUGGUGGCUAUGCGUACUAG
Alternaria arborescens is the source of this 2205-nucleotide messenger RNA. RefSeq lists its product as hypothetical. The record is from RefSeq and is a predicted model, not a curated record. The transcript is spliced from 3 exons. Gene Ontology annotation, biological process: fungal-type cell wall biogenesis; transmembrane transport. Bases 1 to 2205 code for a protein of 734 amino acids. NCBI's taxonomy places the organism in Eukaryota, Fungi, Ascomycota, Dothideomycetes, Pleosporales, Pleosporaceae.